CUUGUCUGAGUUGCUAUCCAUUAGAUCUUCACUCCAAGAACAGUGUUUUGUCUUUCCUUCACCGAUUCACAUACGACACACCAUUCCCAGAGAUCUGUCAACGUUCCAUGUUUCUUCCCCGAGAGAGUUCAGGAAGGACGCUUACGUAAUAUCCGCGAGUGAAACCGGGGGAAAGAGCUUCCUGUCGUUGAUCCUCUCCGGGUGCAGCUUCCAGCACCGGCCGGGUUUACACGAAACCAGUACAAUACUGACAGGAAACCGAACCGGAUGGACACGAACCACCCGCCGCUGGGCUGAGACGAGACGGGACGGCCGGAGAGAGAGAGCUUUGGCGUCGCUUUGCAGCUAUGGAAGUGUCGGAAAAAACUGCUGAAAACGAAGAGAACUCGGGGGAGGCGGUGCAGUGUCUCCAGGCCCAGCUGUCAGAGGUGCGGGCGCAGCUGGAGCACUGGCAGGGCGUGGCCACCAUCUGUGAGCUCAGCAAGGAGGAGGAGAUCAAGGACCUGCAGACCAACUGCGACCAGGAAAUACAGUCACUACAGGAGGCCCUGAGAGAAACAGCAUCUCAGUAUGAGGCCAGGAUUUCCAGCAUGCAAACAGAGCGUGCUCAGUGGAGAGGAGCCAGCAUCAGCAACGACAGCAAGGUGAACCUGAGGCGCAGUCCUGGUGAGGAGGGGGGCGAGGCGGAGGCUGAGGGCGGGGGUGGGGGGGGGGGGCGCGGGGGCGACCCCCCUGAGGGGUAUGAGGUGGACCACACGGGGCUCCUGAUGGAGGGGGGGUAUCUGGAGGGGGGGGGGUAUCUGGACGGCUCCUCGCUGGCCUCCUUCUCCCUGGACACCCCCUCCCUGCCCCGCCGCCCCCCCCCUCAGGAGGACACGGCGUCGCUGGUCUCCACGGGAACGCUCGUGCCGGAGGCCAUAUACCUGCCCCCGCCCGGACACAGGCUCAUCACACACACCGACUGGAACGCCCUGCACACACAGCUUACAGAGCUGCAGGGAGAGGUGACUCAGUUGCGUGAGCAGAGAACAGAGCUGGAGAGAGAGCUGGACACACAGACCACAGACACACAAAAACAGGUGUCAGUCCUUCAGUCUCAGGUGCAGAACUCAGAGGCCCUCCUCCAGGGGCUGCAGCAGUCUUUCAGCCAAUCACAGAGUGCCGUGCAGAGCCGGCUGGCAGAACUGUCUGUUUCCCAAAGGCGAGUGUGUAGUGAGCUGUCCAGACUGAAAGGGGAGGAGCCAGAAGAGGAAGGUGCUAGCGAGCUACACACACCCUUCAACUCCUCACAGCAGGGGGUGCACUCUGAGGAGAGGCUGCGCAUUGAGAUUGUCAACCUGAAGGAACAGCUGGAGACACGGACAGAGGAGAGCGAAGUUGUAGAGGUCCAGCUGUCCAGUUUGAAAACUGAGACGGAUCGUAUCCAAGCCAAGAAGGAGAAGUUGGAGUGUGAACUGCAGGCGUGUCGCACUGAGCUUCAGGGCCUGCGGGUGGCGCUAGCUCACCUACAGGGAGAGAAGAAGAGUCUGAGUAAUGACAAGGUGUCUCUCCAGCAGCAGUGCCUGGAGUUCCGUGGUCAGAUCAUCAGCCUCCACACACAGCUGGACACCAGCCAGACCGUACAGAAGGACUUCGUGCAGCUCUCACAGUCUCUGCAGGUGAAGUUGGAGCUGAUUCGUCAGGCUCAGACUCUGGACCAAGUGAAGCAGAUCCUAGGGGAGGAGCUUAGCUCAGAGGGAGCCCCGCCCAGUGCCGGCACCUGAUCCUGAUUGGCUGGCGGUGUUUGUGGUGACUGACCCUCUAACUGUGACUCUGAUGAGCCACGCUGCCCCCCGGUGGUGAAGGAAUGACUGUGCAGCUCCUGCAGCUCCGAGACCAAAGCCACUAAUGCCAUAUACCAUUCUCAUCCAGGAUCUCUAACAUCAGUGUGUGUCUGUGUGUCUGUGUGUCUGUGUGUGGUGUGUGUGUGUGUGUGUGUUUGAAGAGAAUUUUAUAAUGGUUGAUGAACUCAUCAGGGACUUUGUCUGUCUGUGUGUGUGUGUCUGUGUGUCUGUGAGUGUGUGUUGUGUGUGUCUCUGUGUG
This is a messenger RNA of Clupea harengus (Atlantic herring), 2082 nucleotides long. RefSeq names its product rabaptin, RAB GTPase binding effector protein 2 (gene rabep2). Gene Ontology annotation, biological process: endocytosis. Gene Ontology annotation, cellular component: intracellular membrane-bounded organelle. The record is from RefSeq and is a predicted model, not a curated record. Gene Ontology annotation, molecular function: growth factor activity; GTPase activator activity. NCBI's taxonomy places the organism in Eukaryota, Metazoa, Chordata, Actinopteri, Clupeiformes, Clupeidae.